Molecule: messenger RNA, 3672 nt
Organism: Malania oleifera
Lineage: Eukaryota; Viridiplantae; Streptophyta; Magnoliopsida; Santalales; Ximeniaceae
Exons: 3
Coding region: 574-3567 (997 amino acids)
Biological process (GO): recombinational repair; signal transduction
Molecular function (GO): ATP hydrolysis activity
Source: RefSeq, a predicted model, not a curated record
GGGGGCACAUUACAAUUUACAAGAAGGAAAAUAUAUGUAUGGCAAUAUGGCAUGGUGCUACGCACUGUGGUGUUUGAGGCACAACACUGCCACCCGCUGACCAAUUGGAACAGUAACCAGCCAGAGACAUUGGUCUGAACCCAAAAAGAUUUCAUGAUUCAUCACCAGACAUUAGCACAGUUAUCAAAACUCAAAAAAGUGCAGCUAAGCCUACAAUAUCCUAUAUCCCCUCUUGCAUAUCCCCGGGGGAACGACCUUCUUUUAAAUGUGUGUGUGUGUGUGAGAGAGAGAGAGAGAGCAGCAGCAGCAGCAGCUUGAGGGUCUGAAACGUGAGAAUUUCUCCGAAAAGGCGGAUUAGCUUGUUCUGUUAGUUCCAGAGACUACCUAGAGAUUUCGGUUUGCUUCCCAUUUUCAAAUUAUUUUGUGCAUGCCUUUAAUUUUAAGAAAAAGGGGUGCUUGAAAUGAAGGACACAGUUUGAAUCUCUGAGGAUAUGUUCCAGAUUCCAAGCCAAAGGGUCUCUCUGUAUCUGGAAUGCUUGUUCAAAACUCUCAAGGAAGGGAUAUCAUAUACAUAUGGAUCUCAGAGAAGAAAGCUCCCGGUUUGCGUCGUUAGCAACCACAACUUCAAGGAAUUUGUCUUCUUCAUCUUCUACAUUCUUUUCAGCAAAUCAGUCCCCGUUCUUCUCACCUCGGUCACCCACGAGUCAGUUAUCUGAACAAGUGCGGUCCAACGUUCUCGGCGAUGGUAUUCAAUUAAAUGAUCCGAUUUGUUCCAGCUCAGGAAUUCCAGACCCUGAAUCUCUUCGGAAUACUAGAUUUAAGUUGUCAGACUUUCCAACAUCCCCGGUUGCUUGUGUUUCAAGUGAUCUCCAGAAGGUGGAUUGUGCUGCCACCUCAACUGGCAUCUCAAACGGCACCCCAUCUAGUUAUAGCCGUGGGCAUGACAAUGGUUAUUUGAGGCACAGAGGGAAGCACAAAAAGUUUUGGAGAACCCAAGGAACCUCUCUUACUCCAAGUUCAGCUUCACUUUCCUCAAAUAGACUAAGAAGUUAUGAUGUCUACAUUGGUUUUCAUGGUCGCAAACCUUCUUUGCUGAGGUUCACUAAUUGGCUCAGAGCUGAGUUGGAAUUUCAAGGGGUGAGUUGCUUUGUAUCUGACAGAGCUCGGUGUCGGAACUCUCAGAAGCAUGGAAUUGUUGAGAGGGCAAUGGAUGUUUCUUCUUUUGGAGUUAUAAUUAUGACAAGAAAGGCUUUCAAGAAUCCGCACACGAUUGAGGAGCUGCGAUUUUUCUCUGGAAAGAAUAAUUUGGUUCCCAUAUUCUUUGAUUUGGGUCCAGGUGAUUGCCUUGUCAGGGAUAUAGUUGAAAAGAGGGGGGAGCUGUGGGAAAAACAUGGUGGCGAGCUGUGGGUUUUGUAUGGAGGAUUGGAAAAAGAAUGGAAAGAAGCUGUUAAUGGCCUUUCUCGUGUUGAUGAGUGGAAGCUGGAGGCUCAAGAUGGUAACUGGAGAGAUUGUAUAUUCAGGGCUGUCACGCAUCUGGCACUUAGGCUGGGAAGGAGAAGUGUUGUUGAGCGAUUGACAAAGUGGAGAGAGAAGGCUGAUAAGGAGGAGUUUCCUUUUCCUCGACAUGAGAAUUUCAUUGGCAGGAAAAAAGAACUGUCUGAGCUGGAAUUUAUACUUUUUGGUGACACUGAAGAUUCAGAAAGAGAUUAUUUUGAACUCAGGGCUAGACCCUGGCGAAAGAAUUUGACAAUUGGUUGGAGGAGUAAUUCACUUGAGGAAAGGCAGAAGGAACGAAAAAUGGUGAGUGGCUGCCGGAAGGGAAAAGAACCAGUCGUGUGGAAGGAGUCUGAAAAGGAGAUUGAGAUGCAAAGUGCGGAAUUUCCUCCAAGGCAGCAUCAACCACUGAAGUCCAAGAGUGGUGGAAGACAUGGUAGGAGAAAAAGAGCAAUGAAAAUUGUGUAUGGCAAGGGUAUUGCUUGUGUGUCAGGGGACUCAGGCAUUGGCAAGACUGAACUUCUUCUUGAAUUUGCAUACAGAUGUCACCAGAGAUAUAAGAUGGUUUUGUGGGUGGGAGGGGAAAGCAGGUACAUUCGACAGAAUUUUUUAAAUCUCUGGUCCUUUUUAGAGGUUGAUGUUGGGAUUGAGAAUUGCCUGGGGAAAAGCAGGAUAAAGAGUUUUGAGGAGCAGGAAGAAGCAGCUAUCUCUAGAGUGCGAAAAGAAUUCAUGCGAAACAUUCCGUUUUUGUUGGUGAUUGAUAAUUUGGAAAGCGAAAAGGACUGGUGGGAUCAUGAACUCAUAAUGGAUCUUCUUCCCCGUUUUGGUGGGGAGACCCAUGUUAUAAUAUCAACACGCCUUCCUCGGGUGAUGAAUUUGGAGCCUCUGAAACUAUCUUACUUAUCUGGCAUUGAGGCAAUGUCUUUAAUGCAAGGAAGUGUCAAGGACUAUCCACUUUCAGAAGUUGAUGCUCUUAGGGUUAUUGAGGAAAAACUUGGAAGGUUAACCUUAGGUCUUGCAAUCAUCGGAGCAAUUCUAUCUGAGCUUCCAAUUACUCCAAGUAGGCUCUUGGAAACCAUUAAUCGCAUACCUUUGAGGGACUUGGCGUGGGAUGGUAGGGAAGGUCAUAUAUUGAGGUCAAGCACCUUCUUAUUGCAACUUUUUGAGGUUUGCUUUUCAAUAUUUGAUCAUGCAGAUGGACCAAGGAGUUUGGCAACGAGAAUGGUUUUGGCAAGUGGUUGGUUUGCGCCAGCAUCAGUUUCAACUUCCUUAUUAGCUAUAGCUGCCCAUAAACUUCCUGCAAAACACCAACGUGCUCCAUUAUGGAAAAGGAUUUUGUGCUCCAUAACUUGUGCCCUUGUAUCAUCAUACACUAAGAGAUCCGAAGCAGAAGCAUCUUCCAUUUUGUUACGGUUUAAUCUUGCAAGAGUUAGUACCAGGGAAGGUUAUAUCCAUUUUAACGAACUCAUCAGACUUUAUGCUCGCAAGAAAGGAACCACUGGAGUAGCACAAGCCAUGGUUCAAGCUGUCAUUAGUCGUGGGUCUAUUUCCCAGCACUCCGAACAUUUAUGGACUGCCUGUUUCUUGCUCUUUGGAUUCAGAGCUGAUCCUGUAAUUGUUGAGCUAAAGGUGUCAGAGUUGUUAGUUUUUGUAAAGGAAGUGGUUCUACCUUUAGCAAUCUGUACGUUCAUCACAUUCUCCCGUUGUGGUGCUGCUGUAGAACUCCUCCAGCUCUGCACAAAUGCAUUGGAGGCAGCAGAUCAAGAAUUUGUCACCCCCGUUGAGAAAUGGUUGGACAAAUCGCUGUGCUGGAGACCCAUCCAGACUAAUGCUCAGUUGAAUCCUUGCCUUUGGCAGGAGCUGGCACUCUCAAGAGCCUCCGUGCUGGAAACUAGGGCUAAGCUUAUGCUAAGAGGGGGGCUAUUUGAUAUAGCAGAUGAUUUAAUUAGGAAGGCUGUUUUCAUUAGAACUUCAAUCUGUGGUGAAGAUCAUCCAGCCACUGUUUCUGCUCGUGAAACUUUGAGCAAACUCGCUAGGCUUCUCGCAAAUGUUCAAAUUCAUAACUCCGCAUAAAUUAUAAUUUUCUUGCUUUUUUUAAGGUAUCUAAAAUUUUCUUGUAAGAAGAUUUUACGUAGAACUAUACAUAGGUCUGGAAUAAACUUCAGAUAAAUUUUUGAA